AUGAAGCUCUCCCUUGUUAUGCUGGCGACAGCCGCCACCACCGUUAUCGCUGCCCCUCGACCCUGGUGCAUGAGACCCGGCCAGCCAUGCUGGAAGCUCAAGCGCGCCGUUGACGCUCUCGGCGAGCCCGCCCCCUCGCCCGUCGAGCCACUCGACGCCGACAACAUCGGCCUCUUUGCCUCGGGCGCCCACGACCGUCUCCUGCACCUCGCCUCGUCCGACGCCGCCAAUGUCGACGAUGAGGGCGCGUUCGAGAAGCGGUGGUGCAUGCAGACUCCCAAGUGCUGGAAGCUCCUCGCCGACGAGGACGGAGAGCUCUCCAAGCGAUGGUGCAUGAGACCCGGUCAGCCGUGCUGGAAGCGCAGCGUCGAUGAACAUGGAGAUCUUGCCAAGCGUUGGUGCAUGAGACCCGGUCAGCCAUGCUGGAAGGCUAAGCGCGCGGCCGAGUCGGUUCUGAAUGCGGGACAGGAGGACGGCGACGCACAGGAGCAGGACUGCGGUGACGACGGCGAGUGCUCCGUCGCAAAGAGACAUCUCGAUGGGCUUCACCAUGUUGCGCGCGCAAUUGUCGAGGCUUUCUAA
Molecule: messenger RNA, 582 nt
Organism: Beauveria bassiana ARSEF 2860
Lineage: Eukaryota; Fungi; Ascomycota; Sordariomycetes; Hypocreales; Cordycipitaceae
Product: pheromone precursor
Exons: 1
Coding region: 1-582 (193 amino acids)
Source: RefSeq, a predicted model, not a curated record